Messenger RNA from Meloidogyne enterolobii, 423 nucleotides. The record is from the annotation of a GenBank genome assembly. Lineage: Eukaryota; Metazoa; Nematoda; Chromadorea; Rhabditida; Meloidogynidae.
AUGCAACCAAUAACAAAAUUAUCUGGUCAUCAAUCAAGAGUUUUAUAUUUGGCAAUGUCUCCCGAUGGUGAAUCAAUUGUUACUGGAGCUGGUGAUGAAACUUUACGUUUUUGGCAUGUCUUCUCAAAAUCAAGUAAUCAAAAAACGGUUCGUUCACGUUUGGAUUUGCAUAGCUGCAUUCGAUAAAAUAAAAAAAUGAUAAGAUAAUUUUCCCGAUAUAAGGAUUUUUUUAAAAAUUUAGUCAACUCCAAAAAAAAUAAGUUUUUUUUCAGACCCUUUUUUCAAAUUUUUUUAAAUGACAGAAGGGGGAAGGAGCCUUUUUUCCAGAAUUUCCUUUUUUUAAUGACAGAAGGGCCUGAAAUCCAAUAAGCGAACAAAAAAAAACCUUUUCCAGAAUUUUAUUUUUUUUAGAAAAUGACAAGG